This is a messenger RNA of Trypanosoma brucei brucei TREU927, 393 nucleotides long. RefSeq lists its product as hypothetical. The coding region runs from base 1 to 393 and encodes 130 amino acids. NCBI's taxonomy places the organism in Eukaryota, Euglenozoa, Kinetoplastea, Trypanosomatida, Trypanosomatidae. The record is from RefSeq and is a predicted model, not a curated record. The transcript has a single exon.
AUGUUUGUGUCUGUUUCCGCGACUACCAGGUUUCCAUCUUCACUUCCCACAUUUCGAUAUUUUUAUCCUUUCCCCCUUUCGGCUUAUGUGUUGGUUAUUCUUUGUAUCCGAACGGCAUCAUUACUAUUUUUAGCGUCACAUCGACUAGGUGAAAGUAAGAGGAUGGGACGUAGGCUGCGGCAGUGUGGACCGCAGUGCGUGAGUGGAUGUGGCUGUUGCAGACUUUUACGUGAGGCCCAUGAGGCCCAACUGGAGGCGCAGCGGGUGGUGUUGGAAAAGCGGCACCCGUUGGAUGUACCGAAAAUGGGUGAAGGGGCCCGACAACUUAUGACAGACGAGCAAUUCAAUGUAUCGAAUCCAGCUGUGAGGCUUCGCAUGCGGUUUCUGCAUUAA